Molecule: messenger RNA, 7686 nt
Organism: Pseudomassariella vexata
Lineage: Eukaryota; Fungi; Ascomycota; Sordariomycetes; Amphisphaeriales; Pseudomassariaceae
Exons: 8
Coding region: 1-7686 (2561 amino acids)
Biological process (GO): secondary metabolite biosynthetic process; fatty acid biosynthetic process
Molecular function (GO): 3-oxoacyl-[acyl-carrier-protein] synthase activity; phosphopantetheine binding; fatty acid synthase activity
Source: RefSeq, a predicted model, not a curated record
AUGCCCAUUGCCGUCGUUGGUAUGAGCUGCCGGUUUCCAGGAGAUGCCACCAGUCCGGAACGCCUAUGGCAACUGUGUGCAGCCGCUCGUGAAGCCUGGUCAGACUGGCCAGCGGAUCGGUUUAACCAUAAGGCCUUCUAUCAUCCCAAUCCCGAGAGAGGCGGAACCUUUAAUGCCCAAGGAGGCCAUUUCUUGAAACAAGACAUGGGAGCCUUCGAUGCUUCGUUCUUCAACAUAACACCGACAGAGGCCAAGGCACUCGACCCCCAACAAAGGUUGCAGCUUGAAAGCACGUACGAGGCACUUGAGAACGCCGGUAUCCCUCUCGAGACGUUGUUUGGAAGCGAUACAGGAGUUUUCAUUGGCACAUCCAACCAUGACUACGAGCACAUGUUAUGGAAGGACCCCGAUAGCCUGCCCCUUUAUCACGCUGUGGGGGUCAGCUCUUCUAUUAUGGCCAACAGAAUAUCUCACUUCUUUGAUCUUCAAGGUCCGAGUGUCACCAUCGAUACAGCUUGCUCGUCAUCACUUGUUGCGCUACACCAGGCUUGUCAGAGUCUACGCUUGGGUGAGACGCAAACGGCCAUUGUCGGUGGCACCAACUUAAUACUGGAGCCUGGCAUGCUUAUACCGAUGAGUUCCCUGAAUUUCUUCUCUCCCGAGGGCAAGUGCUAUACUUAUGACCACCGCGCUUCGGGCUACGGUCGCGGAGAAGGGGCCGGAACGGUUGUGUUAAAGCCGCUUGACGUGGCCAUUAGAGAUGGCGAUAACAUCCGUUGUGUGAUACGUUCCACCGGUGUGAACUCAGAUGGCCGUACUGCCGGGUUGAUGCUUCCAAACGGAGAUGCGCAAGAAGCUUUGAUCCGUUCCACAUAUGCGGCAGCUGGGCUUGAUCCUGGUGUCACCCGAUAUGUCGAAAGCCAUGGAACAGGGACUAAGGCUGGCGAUCCCAUUGAGUCGGCGGCUAUUGGCCGUGUCUUUGGUCACAUCAGCGAAAGCAUCAGCGUUCCGAAUGUGCGAGUAGGCUCAAUCAAGACAAACAUUGGGCAUCUCGAGAAUGCGAGUGGAAUCGCCGGCUUGAUCAAGACUAUCCUGUCUGUGGAAAAGGGGAUGAUACUCCCCAACAGCAAUUUCGAAAAAGCUGGAGAUAGGGUCUUUUUGGACGAGUAUCACCUUACAGUGCCAACACACUUGGAGCCAUGGCCACUGGCAGGACUGCGACGAGCGUCUGUUAACUCUUUUGGCUUUGGUGGCACAAACGCGCAUUGUGUAAUAGACGAUGCCGAGAACCAUCUGAGAUCAAAGCAUCUAUCCGGCCAUUUCCACACAGUGCUUGAGAGUCCCCCUGCACAGGCCAAUGACGAAAACAAGAAUGCCAACAUCACCCCUCGAAUGUUUGUACUCAGUGCAAACGAUGAGCAUAGUCUCAAGUCUCUUAUAACAUCCUACGCGGUACAUGUUGGAUCUCUGUCACAGAAAACUACAGCAGUAUAUUUAGAUCAACUAUCGUACACCCUGGCAUCGCGACGGUCUUUGCUUCCGUGGAGGGAGGCAUUUGUUGCAUCUAGCCUGUCUGAACUUUCAGAAAAGCUAUGUGCGGGGGAUGGCACGCUUCUGAGGUCAUCAGAGCCUUCAGGAUUAGGUUUUGUGUUUACUGGCCAAGGCGCACAGUGGUGCAGGAUGGGGGCUGAACUCAUGGAGGGAUACCCAGUCUUCAGUAACACCAUGAUGGCAGCAGAAAAACACUUGCGCUCCUUGGGAUCACGCUGGUCUCUCACCGAGGAGCUUUCCCGAGACAAAGAGUCUAGCCGGCUGGAUGAGGGAUCACUCAGUCAGCCGGUCUGCACAGCAGUACAAUUGGCACUUGUAGAUCUACUCUUCAGCUGGGGCGUGAAACCUCGAGCGGUAAUAGGUCACUCAAGUGGCGAGAUCGCCGCUGCCUACGCAGUGGGUGCGCUGACGUUGGAGUUAGCCAUGUCAGUGGCAUACUACCGCGGCGUGGCUGUGACACAACUCAAAGAUGUUGCACCAUACCUCCGAGGUGCCAUGCUCGCGGUGGGCUUGCCUGCAAUCGAAGCUCAAGAAGUUUUUGCAGAUAUCACCUCGGGCGAGGUGGCCAUUGCUUGUAUCAACUCGCCGUCAUCUGUUACAGUUAGUGGCGAUGAAGAAGCAAUCGACGAGUUGGCUCAAUUAUUUACCAAGCGCAACGUCUUUGCCCGCAAACUCAAGGUAGAUGUGGCAUACCACUCACAACAUAUGUUCCAUGUGUCCAACGACUACUUAGCGCAUCUCCUCCAAGGUCCCCCACUGCCAGGAAAGUCUGCAAAUGAUACUGAUGUCAUAUUUGCGUCGUCUCUGGACGCUCGUUUGGUUGAUCCAAGUGAGCUUGGAGUGGCUUAUUGGGUCCGCAAUAUGGUCAGUGCGGUUCAAUUUUCAGAUGGACUGGCAUCUAUGGUUACUGGAACCCCCAUCGACACUCUAAUUGAAAUAGGGCCACACUCAACCCUCUCUGGACCUAUCAAUCAAACUCUAGCUAGUCUCAAGCUCAGCUCACAGAUUCGAUAUCUGCCUACUCUCGUUCGCAAGGAGGAUGCUCGGUCAUCCCUGUUGCUCACAGCCGGCCAACUUUGGAAGCAAGGCUAUUCAGUGAAUGUCAACACGGCCAACUGCCUCGAACAUCCAGAGCUGAAGUACGGGCCCCUGGCAGACCUCCCCCCCUACCCGUUCAAUCACACUGUUCAGCAUUGGCAUGAAAGCCGGAUAAGCAAAGAUUAUCGUUUUCGAAAAUUUGGGCGCCAUGACUUGCUGGGUGCUCUCGUUCCCGAGAGCAACUCGAUUGAGCCCAGGUGGCGGAACAUUCUGAGGCUCGCGGAUGUGCCUUGGUUGAAAGAUCAUAUCGUGCAAUCGACUGUUGUCUUUCCGGCAGCGGGAUACAUUACAAUGGCCAUUGAAGCCCAAAGGCAAAAGCUUUCUGUAACCCAGGGCACUCUUACUAAGAUCGAAACGGUUCGCCUUAGACACGUAUGUUUGUCGGCAGCACUCGUCAUACCAUCUGGCGACAGUGGGGUUGAAAUCUCGCUCUCUCUGCGCCCUUCGCCAGAAAGCGACACAGAGUCAUCAGCUGUCUGGUCCGAGUUCAGGGUAUUGUCGCAUUCUGAGGCUCAAGGAUGGACUGAGCACUGUCGCGGGAGCAUUGCGAUGGAUUUGGAUAACGACGUGUUUGAUCUUGAAGUGGAAGAGGAUGCGUAUUGGCCUAAGAAGAUAUCGUGUGAGUUCUCAGACUGUGUCAAUUCCUUGCCAGCCUCGGAUCUCUAUAGUGCCUUCGACAACAUGGGCCUCCAAUUCGGACCAACAUUCCGAAACCUAGACGAGGUCUUCUUGGGAUCCAUGGACAAUUCAAGGAGUGUCAUUACUGUCCCUGACACACGGUCAACGAUGCCACAUCAGACCGAACUUUUCAACUUGAUACAUCCAGCUGUGCUGGACUCGUGCUUUCAAUCCGCCUUCCCGUCGGUGAUUCACCCGGCCAAGCUGAGAGAUCCGAUGGUCCCAACUUUCAUCGACAAAUUGGUCAUAAGCUCCUCCGUCUCGCGGAAGGUGGGAUCAAAGCUAAUAGCAUAUGCGAGUGCCGAGCCGUUCAUACUUCGCAAUCGCAAAUCACAUAUUGCGGUGUUUGACACUGCUGUGCCCAUUGGCGAACCCAUAAUUACCAUCAGUGGCCUGAAGACAACAUCAUUAUCCUGGGGAUCAGAACGUGCGCAGCUAGCCGACACUACAAGGAAAAUGUGCUACACCAUGUCUUGGCAACCCGAUGUUGAUCUAAUAGAUGCAUCGUGGUUGUUCUCUGCUCCCGAUGGAGCUCGAAGACUGGAGACUGCCGAAUCCCUUACGCUGCUGGAAUACCUCAGUUUUCAAUACUUAAGAGAAGCUCUUGAGCAGAUCAGCGACGAGGAUCGGGAAACACUGUCUAAACAUCACAAACGGUUCUACCAGUGGGCAUUGUCGCAGGAGCCUCCGGUAAUGACUACAAUACUAGAGGACAAAUGCAUGCCUAUAUCGCAUCCGCUUCUAAGUCAGCAUGACGGUCCUGACAAGAAGCAAGCCUUAGAAGAGAUGGCCGAAUGCCUUGGCGCGGAAGGAGAGAUUGUUUUACGCAUUGGCAAGAAUAUAACCUCUAUAUUGAAGGGCGAACUGGAUCCUCUGGCAUUGAUGAUCCAAGGCGAUCUUUUGACCCAAGUAUACGCCCAAGAUCGAAGUAUGCUUCGCUGUUACGAUAUGCUCCAGGAAUACGCAUCGGCCCUGUCAUUCAAAGAUCCCAACAUGCGAAUUCUUGAAAUCGGCGCCGGGACAGGAGGGGCCUCGCAGCCGUUCCUCGAGUCUCUGGGCGGUGGAAACACGAGUUCCUACCCACGCUUCUCACAUUAUACAUACACGGAUAUAUCCUCGGCAUUCUUUGAGAAAGCGCGCACGCGGCUGGCAGCCUGGGAAGGGAUGCUCGAGUACCGCACGUUGGAUAUCGAGCGCGACACGGCAGCACAGGGGUUCGGAGAGGCUAGCUACGACUUGAUAAUAGCGGCCAACGUCCUGCACGCAACCCGCGACAUGGAUAUCACGCUGUCAAAUGUCCGGAGGAUGUUGAGGCCAGGCGGCAGACUCAUCAUGAUCGAGAUCACGCAUCCGCGGUUGCGUAUUGCCUUACCGUUCGGCAUGCUGCCCGGUUGGUGGCUUGGAGAAGAUGGGCGCGAGUCAGGGCCCUUGUUGCAGCCCAGCCAGUGGGAUGCCGCGCUGAAGCGCAACGGGUUUGAGGGGACCAACAUAUGCGAGGCAGAUUACCCUGGCCCACAUGCAAUGUCCAGCUUGAUCGUCAGUCACGCGUCGGAGGAGCAGGGUGAAUCCCCACGCUUGGAAGUUCAAGUUUUCUCCCCAGUCGUGGGGGAUUCUCUGUCGGCGGAACUAUACCAGAAGCUUAACGAAGGCAAGAGCUGGCGACCCGAGCUCUGUAGUUGGUCUGAUGUAAAAACCAAGAGUGCUGGCACAUACAUCAUUCUAGACACGCAUGGCGACUCGUUGCUGGGCUCUCUCUGCCAAAACAAAUUCGAGGCCUUGAAAAGUCUUCUGUGCGGCGCUAGAGAGGUUCUGUGGGUAACCUCUGGUGGACAGGACCGCAAUCCUAACGCUGCCCUCGUUGCUGGACUAGCCCGUACCCUGAGGAAUGAAUUUGCCGGACUUAAGUUGGUCACUCUGGACCUUCAAUCAGCCGGGGCACAAUAUAUUUCGGGGGCAGUGGAGGCAGUUUUACGAGUCUUUAGCUUGCGGUUCUCCGCUGUUAGCAACUCCAAAGAUAUGGAACUGAUGGAGAGAAACGGUCAAAUUGAGAUCCCAAGGCUUCUCGAGUACACAGAACUCAAUGAGAUGCUGGCCAAUGACCUAGCAGAUGCCAAUAAGACCCCUGAUCUGCAACCUUUUCAUCAGGCAGACCAACCCCUGAGACUCCGGGUCGGCACCCCCGGUCUUCUCGACUCACUCCAGUUCGUGGGCAUAUCCGACCGAGAAGAGCCACUCGAGGAUGACGGGGUUGAAUUUAAGGUCAAAGCCAUAGGCCUGAACUUCCGCGAUGUUCUUACCGCACUCGGUCAAAUCGAAAAUCCCUACCCACUGGGUUAUGACUCCAGCGGCGUAGUAACAGCUGUCGGCAAAUCCGUCAAAGGCUUUCAAAAAGGAGACAAAGUUGUCGCUCUCGCUGUAGGCUCCUUCACCAGCCUCCACAGAGUCAAAGCGCACAACGUGUUCCACUUGCCAUCUGGACUCAGCUUCGAGCAAGGAGCCACCAUCCCACUGGCGUAUGCGACAGCUCACUAUGCCCUAGUUGACGUGGCCAAAAUCUCGAAAGGUCACAAGAUACUUAUCCACAGCGCAGCAGGAGGCGUUGGCCAAGCAGCCGUGCAACUAGCUCAAUUAUACGAAGCUGAAGUCUUCGUCACCGUCGGCAGCGAGGACAAGCGCCAGCUCAUGUUGGAUGAAUACCACAUCCCAUCCACGCACAUAUUCUCGAGUCGCAAUGCGGGCUUCGCGCAGAAGAUCAUGCGCAUGACGGACAACCAAGGCGUCGAUAUGGUGCUGAACUCGCUGGCAGGUGAGCUUCUAAAAGAGAGCUGGGCUUGUGUCGGUAUGUUCGGGCACUUUCUUGACAUCACCAAGAAGGACAUCUACACCAACUCACGGCUGGAGAUGCGGCCUUUUGACAAACACGUCACGUUUUCUGGAAUCGAUCUUUCGGCUAUCUUCACGCAUCGUCCCCAAUGGGGCGCCCGCAUUCUGCGAGAUUGUUUCAAGCUAUUUGACGAGGGCAAGAUUCGGGUCCCCAUGAAGCCCAUUGUCGCUUUUCCUAUUGAUGAAAUUCAGUCAGCUUUCCGUUUCAUGCAGGGCGGGAGGCAUAGUGGCAAGAUUGUUGUUACCGUGCCUGAUUACGUUCGGGUCCCCGUGGUGCCCCGAGAGGUCAAGUUCUUGGGGGCCGACGCAACCUACGUCAUUGCUGGAGGAGCUGGCGGACUCGGUAGAGAAAUAUGCCGCUGGAUGGUGGAUAAUGGAGCUCGGCAUAUUGUGCUGCUUUCGCGAAGUGGUACCAGCAGCAACCCGAAGGUGGCGCGGCUGCUGGAGGAAUGCGCGGCCAAAGGCGCAGCCGUCAAAGCGUGCAAAUGCGAUACUACGAGCUCUGAAGACGUCGCAAAUACCUUCCGCCAAGCUCGAGAAGAAUUCAGCUUCCCCCCUAUUCGAGGUGUCAUCAACGGCGCCAUGGUUCUCGACGAUAGCCUGUUUGAGACCAUGUCGUUCGACAGCUGGAGAAGAGUCAUCGAUACCAAAACAUCCUCAUCCUGGAACUUACACAAUCAACUCCUAACCGUUCCCCAUGACUUCUUCAUCCUCCUCUCAUCCGCCUCGGGUAUAUCGGGCAACCGCGGCCAGUCCAACUAUGCCGCCUCCUCUACGUUCCAAGACGCCCUCGCCCACCACCGACGCGCUCUCGGCCUGCCGGCCGCAACCUUGGAUCUGGGAAUGAUCGAGUCCGCCGGCUUCGUCGCCGAGAACAAGGACUCGGUCGCGUACCUCCGCUCCCACGGGUACGGCAUGAUCAAGCUGGAAGAGCUCUUUGGAAUGCUUCGCCACGCUAUCAUCACGGGGGAGUCGUGUGAUCAGGAACAUUGCCAGGUCGUAUCCGGCUACGACGCCACGACAGCCGAGCACGCUGCUGCUGAUUCGUCAUCUGCCGUUAGCUUGGGCAUUGGACUAACUGAUCUCAAAUUCAGCCACUUACCGCGAAUUCAUCGCUCUGCCGACAGUGCACAUGCCAAAUCCUCAACGAAAAAUGCAAAAUCGGUUUCACUGCGCCAAAAGCUCCCAUCGGCUGGAGCAGAUACGCGGCAUGCCAUUAUAACGGAAGCCAUCGUAGACAGGUUGGCCAGCCUGCUUGGCCGGCAACCGGCAGACAUCAGUGAAAAUAAGAGCGUGGCCUCCCUCGGUGUUGACAGUCUGGUCGCCGUGGAGUUGAGAAAUUGGAUCGCGGCCGAGACAGGGGUCAGUCUGCCUGUGUUUGAAAUUUUGGGGACGAGAAGUCUGGGGGAGCUGGCGGGGAGGAUUGAGGUGGGGUGUACGUUUUUGAGAGAUGGUGAGGGUCAAGGGCAGGAGUGA